UGCGCGGCCACGUGACGGCUGCUAUAAGAGCGGCGGGCUGCGGACUCCCGCCCUCCCUGCUGGCCGCGGUCACCUACCGUCGCCCGGCUCCUCCGACCCACCCCACCCGGCCACACCAUGACAGAUCAGGCUUUUGUGACGCUGACCACAAACGAUGCCUAUGCCAAAGGUGCGCUGGUCCUGGGCUCAUCUUUGAAACAGCACAGGACCACUAGGAAGAUGGUUGUACUCACCAGCCCACAGGUUUCAGACUCCAUGAGAAAAGUUUUAGAGACUGUCUUUGAUGAAGUCAUCAUGGUGGAUGUCUUGGACAGUGGUGAUUCUGCUCAUCUAACCUUAAUGAAGAGGCCUGAGUUGGGCAUCACACUGACUAAACUCCACUGCUGGUCACUUACUCAGUAUUCCAAAUGUGUGUUCAUGGAUGCAGAUACUCUGGUCCUCUCAAAUAUUGAUGAUCUGUUUGAAAGAGAAGAAUUGUCAGCAGCACCAGACCCAGGGUGGCCUGACUGUUUCAAUUCUGGAGUCUUUGUCUAUCAACCCUCAAUUGAAACAUAUAACCAGCUGUUGCAUCUUGCUUCUGAGCAAGGUAGUUUUGAUGGUGGGGACCAGGGCCUACUGAAUACGUAUUUUAGUGGCUGGGCAACGACAGAUAUCACAAAACACCUGCCAUUUGUGUAUAACCUGAGCAGCAUCUCAAUAUACUCCUACCUCCCAGCAUUUAAAGCGUUUGGUAAAAAUGCCAAAGUUGUGCACUUCCUGGGACGAACCAAGCCAUGGAAUUACACUUACAAUCCCCAAACAAAAAGUGUCAAAUGUGAAUCCCAGGACCCAACUGUGAGUCACCCAGAGUUUCUGAACCUGUGGUGGGACACCUUCACCACCAACGUCUUACCCCUGCUCCAACACCAUGGCCUUGUCAAAGAUGCUGGCUCCUAUCUAAUGAUGCUUUCAGACUUGGUCUAUACACUGGCUUUCUCUUGUGGCUUCUGUAGAAAGGAACAUGUCUCAGGAGCAUUGUCAGACCUGUCCUUUGGGGAGGCCCCAGCUACACCUCAACCUUCUAUGUCCUCAGAAGAAAGGAAGGAACGGUGGGAACAGGGCCAGGCUGAUUACAUGGGAGCAGAUUCUUUUGAUAACAUCAAGAGAAAACUUGACACUUACUUACAAUAGAAGCACUGCCAUUUUCCUGUGGACACAUCUAUGUCUUAGACACAUUUCCAUUCAUAGUAUGUGAAGUCUGCUACAAUUGUUAGAGGCUUUCACUAAACCUCAUCAGAGGGGUUUGGGCAGGACAACAGGUGAGAACUGGACAAAUGUUAUAAGUAGUGAUUCUAUUAUGUGGACAAGUGUUCUGUAUAACCCUACACUUUUUCAAAAACUCUAAAUUCUUAAAUUGCCAAUGUGUGAUAAAGGAAAGCCAACAUAAGCUACUAAGAUGGCUCUCUCAAGUGGUGCAGAAAUUGACUCUCCAUCUUCAAAACAAGAUAUAACAUUUUCCAAUAUUCGCUUGUUGCAUCCUUCACAAGACCUGCAAUGUAGAACUGCUCAAAGCCUGUCAGAGAAGUAGCCUUCCAAACUAAAGUGGCCUUUAUUAACACUGCGGAGUGAUUAAGCCUACCAGCUAGUGUUAGUUCACCAGUUUUCUAUGCACCAUGAAGGCAGCAUGCAGACUUGCUCUUUCUCAGUUGUCUACUUGAAGAUUGCAGUGUGCUCUGAUGGUAACUGUGGUAGCACUGUGUAUAACAAAUAAAGACUUAUUGACAUAC
Arvicanthis niloticus (Nile rat) is the source of this 1766-nucleotide messenger RNA. It is a transcript of the gene Gyg1, whose product is annotated as glycogenin 1. Lineage: Eukaryota; Metazoa; Chordata; Mammalia; Rodentia; Muridae. The record is from RefSeq and is a predicted model, not a curated record. Gene Ontology annotation, molecular function: glycosyltransferase activity.